Messenger RNA from Prunus dulcis (almond), 345 nucleotides. RefSeq lists its product as uncharacterized. The record is from RefSeq and is a predicted model, not a curated record. The coding region runs from base 1 to 345 and encodes 114 amino acids. The transcript has 2 exons. NCBI's taxonomy places the organism in Eukaryota, Viridiplantae, Streptophyta, Magnoliopsida, Rosales, Rosaceae.
AUGGAGCUUGAACACAAUGCUUUUUGGGCCAUCAAGAAGUUGAAUUUUGAUCUGGACAAGGCCGGCCAUGUUAGAAAGUUUCAGCUCAAUGAAUUGGAAGAAAUUCGACAUGAAUCCUAUGAGAAUGCAAAGCUAUACAAAGAACGUACCAAGAGUUACCAUGACAAGAACAUUCAACGGAAAGAAUUCACUAAAGGAAAAUUGAAGUCUAGGUGGCUUGGCCCAUUCACCGUGGUCAAUGUAUCUCCCUAUGGAGCUGUGGAGAUUCAAAGUCCUAAAGAUGGCUCGACUUUCAAAGUAAAUGGACAACGUUUAAAGCCAUUCUAUGAGGGAGUGUCAGUUUGA